ACAACUAUACAAGUUUGCUAAUUUCAAAGCUAAAUAAUUUGAAGUAAGAAGAAUGCAUCCGAUAUUUGGGAGAGUAGUGGCGGAGUGGUCAUCUCCGUCGCAGCAAAUCUCCUCGCCGGCGCCGUUUCUGUAUUGCGUGCACCUUAAUGGAAGCGACGAUUUGACUCUCAGAGUUGUCGCCACCGAUUUUCAGAGCAAUACAUUUCAGGUCAUUAGGUCUCGCCAUCAGCUCGAAGACUUGAGAGAUGAUAUAGGGAUUGGUGGCUCAUGGUCUGAGUUUAUCGACUACAUCACGACUUCCCUAAAAUCAGGAGAUGUGAAGCUUGUCUUGGAUGGUGUAUCAGAAUUGGGAGGUGCUUCUCAGGCAAAAUUAAUCUGCCAAAAAGCAAAAGGAAUGCCACGGAUCUUGUUAGCCCUUUGUAAGCUCGUCAAUGGUGCUGCUAGUGAGGAAAUGGCAAUUCUUUCGCUCGAACUAUACAAUGGUUUCAAGGACACUGAGUGUUCACUUGCAGAAGAGAAAGGGAGCAAAUAUCACUUGCAAAAAGCUCUAGCUACUGAACAGGAGAAGAAUGCUGAUCUCCAGAAGCAAUUAAGCAUGACAUUUUACUCAGGAAAGCACAAGUCACAGAAAAUAAAUGACAGAAAAGACCAAGGUUCUUCAUCUGCUAUAGUUUCAGCAGAGUCACCAGACAAGAAAACUGCUUCUGACACAAACGCAAGAAAGGGAACUAACCGUGUUGUACCGGCAUACCGCAGGUCUAAAGUAAGAGGAGCUAUUUUAAAUGACACCGAAGAUGAUGCGUAGAAUUUCAAAGCAUCAUGGCAACAUGUCUUUGUAUCAUGUUCAUUACACAGUGUCACAAGUUGAUAGUUCUCGAUAUCAACCGACGCUCAGUGGUUGGAGUACUGAGUCUUGCUGUGCGUUAGUGGAUUUUAUUUUUAAAUAGGAAAUGGAAAUAUCUCACAGGCAGCAUCUUCUGAUGUGAAUUUUAACUGCUAGUACAUGUUCUUGUGACAAUUUUUCUUGUCUUUUUAUCAUUUGUUAUUACUAGAAAUGAAAUUGGAACAAUCUGGACCAUCUGGAA
This is a messenger RNA of Salvia splendens (bonfire salvia), 1085 nucleotides long. Its product is annotated as U2 small nuclear ribonucleoprotein auxiliary factor-like protein. Lineage: Eukaryota; Viridiplantae; Streptophyta; Magnoliopsida; Lamiales; Lamiaceae. The coding region runs from base 53 to 805 and encodes 250 amino acids. The record is from RefSeq and is a predicted model, not a curated record. The transcript is spliced from 7 exons.